This is a messenger RNA of Heterotrigona itama, 4773 nucleotides long. Lineage: Eukaryota; Metazoa; Arthropoda; Insecta; Hymenoptera; Apidae. The record is from the annotation of a GenBank genome assembly.
GUUAGACUCGUCGCGCGCCGCGUAUUUAAAACAAUUUAAAUGGCAGUGCUGCCACCUAACAAAGGCCAGUUCCGUUAUAUGUCAGCACCAUUUUAGUUUGUCGAGACGGAUUAGUCAUCUUGAAAGUGCUACUACGGUUCGAUAAAAUUCGCUCGGGAACAUUUUAAGAACUGUUUUCCUUGGUCAAUAUAAAAACCGUGGUAAUACAAAAGUGUUUACGGCAGUGAAACGUAACAGGCGUAACAGUUGUUUAGCAAUUCUGAUUUUGUUCUUCGGUAUGUCAGAAGGCGAGACUACAGCGUCGCAGAAGAAACAGCAGCCAUUUCAGCAACAGCCACAACUUGGAGUAGACUCAAUGGCGAAUAUGGCAUGGCAAUAUCCCUCGCCAAACAAUAUCCACAACAUGUUUCCUCCAUAUUCAGGGCAGUUGUAUGGUCCAGGUUAUCAAGGUGUACCUCAUCAAGGACAGACAUUCAGUUAUUAUCAUGCAAUGAUGCCUGGAUAUGGACAACCUUUUACUCCACAGCAGAUGCAACAACAGCAGCAGCAUCAACAGCAGCAGCAGCAACAGCAACAACAACAGCAACAGCAACAGCAGGACAACAAUCAAGGAAAACAGUUACAUCAGCAACCGCCAGUACCUGGAACUCCAAUGUCUUUAGAUGAUGAUUCUGAACUUCCUCCUUUACCUCCUGGACCUCCGCCAUCUGUGCAGACAUCUCAGCAACAUAACAAUCAAGUACAACCAUCCUUACAACCUCAUCCAGGAUAUAUGUACAAUGCAUUUCCAUAUGGUACUUGGAAUGGAAUGCAUAGUGACAUGUCUCAAUACAACAAUCAAAUUCGUUUCAAUGUAUAUAACAAAAAAAAUGGUUUGUCUUUUCUUUCUCCAUCUGGCAAUAGUGGAGCCGCAAAGAAAAAACGUAAGCGGAAUAAAAAUUUAGCAGCACAGUUCAACAAUAGCUUUCAGGCAAACAGUUCAACGACAAAUUUCGUGCCGGGUCCCAACCUGAAGACCGAAUUACCGCCUUUACCUCCUGCACAACGUGAAGUAGUGGCUCCUCCUCCACCAACUGAAGAAUCCCCCACUCCUACUACACCUGCUAUUACAACUGUAAAUAAUACAAUUCCUAGUGCUGGUAGCACACCAGCGGUAGGUACUCCCUCUGUUGUGACCAAUCCCAGUCCAGUCGGCGAUUGGCCUGACAGUUUGAAGAACUAUGUAAACAGAUGUUAUGAAAAAUGCAAAACGGCAGUGGACAAGGAUCAAGUUGAAAUUAUAUUAAAGGGAAAGAUUACGCGUGCCGCGAAUGAUGGCUCCCUUUGGGUGAAAGACUGGGAUCAAGAACCAUUGCCUAGUAUUCACAGUGAACGUAUGACUAUGACGAUAAAGCCUCAAAAGCCGGCUUUAAAAUUAAAUAAUUUGCCGAAUCCGCUGAUGAAUGCACAGGGAGGCUUGCGCAAGCCAGGUCUCUCCACUUCACUCGGGGCUCGGCUUGGUGCGCGUCUCUCUGUGAAUUAUAAACGGUCAAGGUCGAAGACUAGAUCAAGAUCAAGAUCAAGAUCGAGAUCAAAGUCGAGAUCGAGGUCGAGGUCAAGAUCGAAGUCGAGGUCGCGUUCGAAUACACGUAGCCCACCAUCACGAAAAUACAGGCGUAGUACAUCGUCGUCGUCGAACGUUAGUGAUCGGGAACACGAUUAUAAAUCGCUAAAAACGAAAAAAUCUACUAAAAGCAAACAAAGUCACAGCAGCAAGAAAACAAAGAAGACUAAACAGAUGAAAUCACAUUUCUAUUCAGAGUUUGGUUUAGAUACAGGAAACACUGAGGAAUUAGGAUCCAAGGAGAAAUUACAACAACGUGCUGCAAGAUUCAACGAUACUAUUUCUAGGACAGUCAGCAAUGGUGUUAAAGAUGAUUCCUCUACAGACUUUGAUUUUACCGGACUUCACAUUGUGGGAGUAUGCAAGGAUAUAGAAAAACCUUAUUUACGUUUGACAUCUGCUCCAGCUCCUUCCGCCGUUCGACCGGUAAGUGUACUUCAAAAUUCUUUGGCACAUGUCAAGAAGCGCUGGGUGGCUGAUCAGGACUAUAGAUAUGCUUGUGAUCAACUUAAAUCUAUUCGUCAAGAUCUUACCGUCCAAGGUAUUCGAGAUGCAUUUACAGUUCAUGUGUAUGAAACACACGCUCGCGUUGCUCUAGAAAAAGGAGAUCAUGAAGAAUUCAACCAGUGUCAGACCCAACUACGAAUGUUGUAUCAAGACGUUGGCGGAGAAAACCGAUGUGAAUUUGUUGCAUAUAGAAUAUUGUAUUAUAUUUUCACAAAAAAUACUCAAGAUUUAACGACUAUUUUAGCAGCUUUGUCAGCGGAAGAUAAACAUGACGAAUGUAUAAAACAUGCGCUCCGAGUACGUUCAGCUUGGUGGUUAGGAAAUUUCCAUGCCUUUUUCAAAUUAUACACUUCUGCUCCAAGGAUGGCAGCCUUCCUAAUGGAUUGGUUUGUUGCAAGGGAACGCAAGAACGCAUUGAAGAGCAUGAUAAAGUCCUACCGGCAAAAUUUGGCGGUUGAUUUCGUCGUAGCAGAAUUGGCCUUUGAAUCUUUGGACAAGUUUUAUGAAUUUGUCAGUGAAUUGGGGUUGGUUUAUGCUGAUCCUGAACACCAUCUAAUCGACUGCAAGACAAGCAGUGGUUCUAUAGGUGCUUGGUAAAAAAAGCAACGUCAGUUUUUUGAUGGAAGAUAUACAAACAAAAACCAUUGUCGUGCACAUUCAUAGGCACAAAUCUGUGUGUAUAUAUGCAUAUGUUUCCCAAUUAUAUGCAUAUGUAGACUUUAUAUACAUAUGCAUAUACAUGUGCAUAUAUUUAACAACACAUUUAUCUUACUACUGAUAAUUCUUACCAUCCCCUAAUCAUUGUUCUCUUCGUUGAUCGACGCAGUCGAGCAACAAUUUAUAAAUGAAAGUUUUCCCCGCAAUAAUUUGUACAUAUACGUGUCUUAAUCUCAGCCCAGCGCAAACGAAGAAUCCACUUACAGGCUGAAAUGAAUUGUACAAAAGAAAUAGGAUGACCGUUUUAAAGUUGUCCGCAACUACCUCAAAUAGAACUCGGUAUGAAGCCGAUGCUCGUAGUAAAUUGUGAAAAGAGAAAGGAAAUGAUAGAAAAUUAUCUUCAGAAAAACAAACACCUCUCGUUUGAUCAAAACUUCAAAUUCCUUCAUCGAUCAUCGAUCAUGAUCGAUCGAUUCUCCAAAAUUUGUUCAUGUUAUAUAUUAUAUGUGUUUUUAUUCUUGUGUCUGGUGAUUCUAUGCAUCUUUUUCCAAACAUUGUCUACUGAAAGGAGUUGGGAUUUUUUAACCAAAUUGGCAAAUCUUUUGCUCUACGGAAGGACCUACAUUCUAUCAUCAUUUGGAAAGGGGAACUUUGAUAUUUUGUAUUGGGGAUUCACACGCACUCGCGAAUAGAAGUACAGUGAUUAUUUCUACGAUAAAAAUGGUAAAGAAUUGGAAUUAACGAACAUAUUGAAUAUAUGUAAUUGCUAAAGGGCUUUCCGGUAAGAAAUGCAUUGAGGGGUUUGAAAAGAUAUUGGCAUACUUGACAACACGCUGAUGAAGAAGAAAGAGAAGGAAGUCGGGAAGAUCUCAAGUUAUGGCUCGUAGCGACAUGAAACAUCUACUCAAAGAAAGAGAAAAUAUUCAACGUAAUGUGUUCAAGAAUCUACAAUUAGGAACUUCUGAGGGGACAAAUGCAUAAUAGUAUCUAAUGCAAUUUUCGCGUGUGAAGAGUGAAUAUUUUUAUCUUUUUAAGUGUUUAUCGCAGGACAAUGUUUUUUUUUUUUCUUCUAUUAUCAAUUCUCAAGUGUUGAGAAUUUCAUCUCCAUUUUGAUCCAAAACAGGGAUACAAGGGUAUAAUUGAGAGAAGAAAGACAUUUCAUUGUACGAUCACGUUCGAAUAUAGUGUUGUACGUAAUAAAUUAUUUAAUUUUCGGAUAUAAUAUUAUUUGUUAAUCUAUGUUAUACUAGAAAGUAGUGGAUUUAAAUUUAAAUCCUGAUUUUAUUACUAAUAAACACAAAACUUAUCGUAUGUGUAUUUUGUUUCAACUAUUGAACAACAAAUAAUUGCUAAAAUCUAUAACUUUUUUUCAACAUCGUUAAAAAUCAAUACGGCAGUCGGCAUAUAAAUCUAUUUCCAAUCAUAAAUAAGAGCAAUCAUAUUUCAUAUGAUGCACAAUAUGUAUUCGGUCAUUUACAACUUUAGACGCAAAGACGCGUUUUUUUAUUUCAAAAAGAUUUAACUAAUAACUAAAAAGUAAAAUCUUUGAUAAUAAAUUCUUCUUCAUGAAAUCAUAUACAUCUCCGUAUAGAGAAAAUGAAAUUAAAUCAAUAUGUCCUAUUACACAAUAUAUAUAGUAAUAACGUAAUUUUUAUCAGAAUUAUAUGACAUAAAAGUAAAGAUUUCAUUAUAAAAAAUACAGAUUUGUUGCAAUUAUUCGUUGCAUUGCAAAUAUGGAAAUUGCACAAAUCAUGUUUUUAUAAAUUAAUUUCCUGAUAAUUAAAACAUUUUAUUAACUUGACAAUAUCCAGUUACAAUGUGAUAAAUUUGUAUGAGCAAUCAAUGUCGUUAUUUAAUGCAAAUUUGUUUUACUCGGUUCGGAUUUUGUGCACAAACUGCCAAUAAAAUUGUGCGAUAUUACAGCUGAAUUUUAAUUUUUAAAUUCAUCGUUACACAAAUGUUUAAAUUAAAUACGUUCCUAUGUAUAUUUAUAUAUAUAUAUAUAU